Messenger RNA from Aureococcus anophagefferens, 486 nucleotides. RefSeq lists its product as hypothetical. Gene Ontology annotation, molecular function: protein-glutamine gamma-glutamyltransferase activity. The annotation marks the transcript as partial. The record is from RefSeq and is a predicted model, not a curated record. Gene Ontology annotation, biological process: peptide cross-linking. The transcript has a single exon. Lineage: Eukaryota; Pelagophyceae; Pelagomonadales; Pelagomonadaceae.
CCCGUGCAGUACUGCCAGUGCUUCGUCUACGCCGCGGUCGCGACGUCCCUGUCGCGCGCGCUCGGCGUCGCGGCGCGGCCCGUGACGAACUUCCAGAGCGCGCACGACGGCGAGAAGAACCGGGCCAUCGAGAAGUUCUACGACAUCGCGGGCGCCGCGUGGGAGCCCGUCACGGACGGCGCGCCGAGCCACGACAGCAUCUGGUCCUUCCACGUCUGGACGGAGAUGUACUUUGACCGGGCCGACGUCGACUGCGGCGCGCUGUCCCUGCGGAGCUCGUGCGCGAACGGCUGGCAGGCCGUCGACGCGACGCCGCAGGAGGAGAGCGCCGGCGGCGGCUUCCAGCCCCUCGAGGCGCUCUACCGCAUGGGGCCCGCGUCCGUGGCCCUCGUGAAGCGCGGCUACGGCGGCGACUACGACAGCGAGUUCGUCGUCUCGGAGGUCAACGCGGACAUCAACCUGUGGACGCGGUCUUCCAAAGAGGAG